Molecule: messenger RNA, 1734 nt
Organism: Paramormyrops kingsleyae
Lineage: Eukaryota; Metazoa; Chordata; Actinopteri; Osteoglossiformes; Mormyridae
Source: RefSeq, a predicted model, not a curated record
ACCAGCAAUCAAAUAUACUGCUACAACAUUAAAAUGGAUACACUCUGGAGACACAUCCAGUACAUCUCCUAGAGUUUUUCUUCUGACUUGUUAUCAAGAUGCUAUAAAACCACAAGAAUCACAGCUCCGAGAUCAGUCAAAACUGAGCCAACAAAACUUCAAUACAAAACAAGAAAAAGCUGUAAGGUCCUUUUUGGUCAGAGUCUUUCACAUGACGUGAUGGAUGGCCGGUAUACGAACAUCGAGAUGAAUUUCGCAAAUGAUCAUUUGCAAAAGUGCAGCACUUUGUGUGAACAAAAAACAGAAUAUAGUCAUGUUGGAGGAAUCUGUACCCAGCCAGGCUAUGAACCACAAAACACUUCUAGGAGUGAGUCUCUGUACAAGAGGACAUUGGUGGUGUUCAUCUCUCUGUGGAUCAUCACACUGAUCAUUCUUGGUGCUGUACUCAGUGUCUCAUUUAUACAAAGAUCUGGCCUGCAGAAUGAGAUGACAGACUUACAAAGGAUGACAUCAAGCAGUACCUCAGUCCAACAGAGGUCUGACUUGCAGAAUGAGGUGCAGGAGCUACAGACCAUUGCUGAAGACGGAUUUGCUAAAUGGACAAGCAAACAAGGAGCUGUCAGACAGCCAGUGUGGAAGUGGAUCCGUAAAUCAGCAGCUAAUGUCAUUCUGGACCCCAGAACAGCACAACGUAAUCUUACCGUUUCUGAGGACGGCAAACAAGCGAGAUUCAGUGGCCGCCUCCUACCUGACAGCCCACUGAGGUUCAGUAAUUGGUACGGGAUCCUGGGAAAAGAGAGUUUCUCUUCAGGGAGACAUUACUAUGAGGUUCAGGUUGGGGCAAAGACAUGUUAUGUGGUUGGUUUUGUGAAAGAGUCUGUUGAAAGGAUGAAGAAUAUUCAGAAAAAUACAGAGAAUGGCUUCCUGGUCUUCAAACUAGUGACGAAGGACUACAAUGUUUCUACAACCCCCGAUACCUCUCUCUCUCUGAAUGACCCCCCUAAGAAGGUGGGGGCGUAUGUGGACUAUGAGAGGGGGCAGGUUUCCUUUUACAAUGCGGACACCAGGUCCCAUAUCUACUCUUUUACUGGUUACAACUUCAGUGAGAAACUCUAUCCAGUUGUUAACCCCUGUAGUGCUUUGCCAUUAGAUCCACUGAUCAUCUCUCCUGUCAGUCACACAGACUGAUCUGAAACAGCAGUUUCCACACAGAUGAGGAUUAAUAACUGUGCAUUUGAUGAUUAUAAUAUUGUGCUUAUUUUUUCUACAUGCUUUGCCAGUGCCAACAACAUUAACUGAACAAUGAUUACAUACAUACUAUCUCCCCCUGAAUCUACCACAUAUCACCUGCCUGUGAAUAGUGAUCAGGUGAUUUUAGUGGAUACAGAUAUUUAAUGAUUUUAAAUACAAUCACAGGUUGCUUGCAUGCUUAUUUCAAAUAUCAUUCUUUAUGUCUGCUGUUAAAAAAUGUUUCCUUUGGUUUGUUAUCUCAUUUUAUAUUAAAUGCAAGAGUUUUACUUAUUCAUUUUUAAGUUUACCUUGUUGUUGAAGAGUAUCAGCUUUUGUAUAAAUAAUGAUUAUUGGGGUACAAGUACCAAAGACCUAUGUUUUAGCAUUGUUUUGUCGGGAAUUGUGUCAUGAUUCAGAUUCACCACCUGAUGGCAGCAGAGAGAUCAUACUCCGGCAGAACCUGUUAUCAUUGAGUAAUACCUGAUGCUUGUUUGCCAUAAUUAU